This is a messenger RNA of Sus scrofa (pig), 1256 nucleotides long. RefSeq names its product citrate synthase lysine methyltransferase (gene CSKMT). NCBI's taxonomy places the organism in Eukaryota, Metazoa, Chordata, Mammalia, Artiodactyla, Suidae. The record is from RefSeq and is a predicted model, not a curated record.
CUGCGGGUAUGGCGGGGAUUACGUGCGGGGCCGGCGGACCCUCCUUUUCUUGGCGGGGUUCGGGCGUGCGGUCCCGGCACCCGUAAUGUACGGAGGUAGAGGGAAAGGGCUCUGGCCCCCUCGGCGUCAUGUCUUCGGUACCCGCAGCUUCCAGUCCGCGGGUUCUAUCCUCAAGCGCCGGGACACAGGGCUCCAAGGAGCAGGGCAGAACCGAGAUUACUAGGCUCCUCCCCGGUGUGCUCACGUCUUCUCCUUUGAUUUCAGGUCUGCGGGGCCGCCCAAGGAGCCGAAGCUGUCUUUCAUCUUCCACCUCCAAUUGCAAACAAUAAAGGCCGGUCAUACGAUAGUAAGUUUGUGUCCGCGUUCUUUUUCCCCCAAGGCUGGAGAGAUAGGCUGUAUGCGUGGUUCCGCUAGACGGAUUUUGCAAAUCUUUCCUUGGACCUCAGACCCUGCCCGAGAACGGGCGACAUUUUCGCGGAAGUUUCUCUGGCCGACCUUGCCGGCACUUCCAUAGAUGGCAGCCCUGCGCCGAACCCUCCACGUGGCGAGCCUGGCGGCGGGAACGCACCGCGCCUUGGCGGGCUCCUUGGCUGACAGCUGCCUGGCGGAUCGCUGCCUCUGGGAUAAGCUCCAUGCCCAGCCCCGUCAGGGCAGCGUUCGCACCUUCGACUGGUUCUUUGGCUACGAGGAAGUCCAGGGGCUCCUACUGCCGCUUCUGCAGGAGGCACGGUCUGCCUGUCCACCGCGGGUGUUGGACGUAGGCUGUGGGACCUCGAACUUGUGUACAGGCCUCUACACCAAAUGCCCACACCCCGUGGACGUGCUUGGGGUGGACUUCUCUCCUGUGGCCUUGGCCCACAUGAACAGCCUCCUGGAGGGCGGCCAAGGCCAAACACCCCUGUCCCCUGGACAUCUCGCCUCCCGCCUCCAUUUCAUGCAGGCUGAUGCCCAGAACCUGGAGCCAGUAGCUCCCUCAGGCUCCUUCCAGCUAGUACUGGACAAGGGCACCUGGGAUGCUGUUGCCCGUGGUGGUCUGCCUGGGGCUUACAAGCUGCUGUCAGAAUGCCUGAGGGUUCUAAGCCCCCAGGGGACCCUGAUUCAGUUCUCAGAUGAGGACCCUGAUGUGCGGCUGCCCUGCCUGGAACAAGGGUCCAGAGGCUGGGCUGUGACUGUGCAGGAGCUGGGCCCUUUCAGGGGCAUCACCUACUUUGCUUACAUGGUUCGAGGCUGCAAUUAAAAGACUUUUUAGGCCUGGC